CAGCAUUAACAAGACGGCUCUCCGUUGUCAGUCAGAGUACGGCGCCCAAAUCAUACAGGCCUGACUAUCCCUCCUCGCCUCGAGGACCUUGUCAUGAAGGGACACCGUCUACGUCUCAAGAUAAUUUCUUUACCUUGAUGUCCCCAUCAUGAUGACAGACCGUGCUCCAGGGCUUGACGCCCCAAAGUACGAUGGGGGCUGCUUUAACUGCGGCAGCCAGCACCACUUUGCUUACGCGUGUCCUGAACCGGUACGAAAGGAACCAUACGGCGCUGGACUCUUCCGUCAACGACACGCAGAAAAAAAUAAACACGGUAGCGGAGGCCGUGGCUCCGAAAGUUCGAAGGCCAAGGGUGGUCUGGUCGUGACGAAAUACGGCCCUCCGCCCGCGUCGGUGCCGCCUCACCUUCCUCCAGUCCCGCCCCCGCCGAAUGCAUGGGGAACCAGUGGGCCCUAUCCCCCUCCGGCUACAAUUCCACCGCCUCCGAUCCCGUAUGGACAACAGCCUCCGCUACCUUAUCCACCACCAGGACAGACGCAGCCACCAUACCCUCCGCCCUAUCCACCAGCCAACACUGGCUAUGCACCACCACCUGUCCCUACGUCUCUACCUCCCCCUCCUCCUCCUCCCCCUGUAUCUGGUGCCGUCUAUGGCCAGUAUGCACAAGUCUCUUAUCUACCACCUCCACCUCCUCCAGCUCCUCCACUUCCCCCCUCUUCAUAUGUCUCUGAUGGGUCAUAUCCCCCUGGUCGGCCGUACCCAACAGAUUCCUAUUCUACAACCUAUCCGCCGCCUCAGCCAGUGUAUACAGGAGCCCCUGCACCUGCGUACUCAGGCCCACCACCUCCAAUACCACCGCCACCUAUUUACACCACUGGGUAUGGAGCCUCGCUGCCGCCUGUACCUCCUCUACCACCCAAUGCGUAUCCUCCACCUUCUCAUGCGCCCAACUAUCCCCAUCCCGCCCCGUACACCAACCCAUAUCCUCCACCACAGAGUUCUGGCUGGCCACAAGAUGCCAACAGCCGUGGCAAUCCUCGACAGAGGGACCGCCGGGAUCGACGCAAUGAUCGAGACAAGGGCUCCAAGAACAAAAAUCACCGACGCGAUAACGACACUCGCCAGCGUGGAAGAGGGCAGCGCCAGCCCUAAGCCUCGCGCUGUCGCUGAGGAUGACAAGAAGCAGGAGACCAAAGCAGAGGCAGACGCAGAAGCCCCCUCGGUGACAAAGGACGUAAUUGACGACGAGGAAGACCAAGCUGAACAAGACUUCCGCUGGGACCUUGAGAAGGCAUUCGUCGAGAUAGAAAGCAAGCCAGCCGAUCCGGUAGGGAAACCACUCGCUGCCGAGUGGAACGAUGACCCGACAAUUCCACCAGCUUACGACGCCAGAUGCAUCAGAACUGCAUUCUUCGACCCGGAUAAUCCUGACGCAUUUCUCGCCUCUGUACGAGAUACAAAGUACUGGACCGAACUCAAGCGCGACCCAGUGUUCAGAUAUCGGCGUGGUAUGGUAGUUGUCCAGUUCCCGGGCUCCCACCACGAGUACUUCACGUAUCAAUGCUCCCGAAGAAACAGAGCCGCAUGGAUCAAGGAUAGGGAGAUCAUCCCUGCACCUUCUGAUUCAACUCUGGAUGACACGAUCAAGCCCCGCAAUCACUAUCGUAGUCCCUUCCCGCACCGGGACACUGAUUCGAUGUCCAGGUCAAUGGAUAACAAACGGCCGUAUGAUGAGGCCAGCGACGACAGGCGGGACACAAAGCGAUCAAGGUUUUCAGAGGGCCAGGAUCGCAGUCCUUCGUCGAGGCUUCCUCCUCGACCAUCACUUUGGGGUAAAGACCUCGAUCGAGACUCCUGGGCAUCGCAGCCAGGGGAUUCCCGCAUCGACUCUCCUCAUCGGCCAUUUUCCAGAGAAGGGCGCUCUCGCUCACCUGGCGGAUACCGUUUGCAAGGCAGUGACCGCCUAGGUGCUUACAACUCGACACAGCGCCAUGACUCUUCCUACCGUAGGGGGCCCUCCGCUGAGAAGUUGAGACCCUACCGAGAGGAGCGUGGUGGUAGUCGUCCAUCACCACCGCCACCAGCACAGGCUCGUGACCGCGACACAAGCCGUGAACGGGAUUGGGACAGAGGUGACGAGGACUCGGUCAUGUCAGAUCUCGAGUAUGAACUCCUUGGGCUAGAGCGGCCGAAGAAGGCCGUCGUGCAGAAACCAGUGCUCAAGAAGAGGGUUAAGGUCAACGAAGCUUUCAGAUUUUAUCCAUCUGCCUACACUCUUAGCGAUGGCGUUGGUCUGGUCCUAGCCAUUCCCGGUUGCGUUGUUUAUGUCCCUGUAAAGGACAUCAGGCUUAUUCCAAUUCUGAAGGUGGACAAGAGAGUUUACUAUCGCGAGGCCAUGGCUAUAGCCUACCACCAAGCUAUGCUCGCUAUCGAUCUUGUGAGCCACGCGGGUAGUAGUGGCGGUAUGAUCGCCGUCAGGCUGGGGCGCGACAAGGCCAAUGGGUAUUUUAAGAGGCUCAAAUGCCAGGCGAAGGCUGUCGUGGGCUGUAUCAACAGCCCCGAAAGCGUCACUGUUGCAGGCGACGUGGCAGCGAUAGUAGAGGUUGAGCAGAUGGCCCAGGCAGAUUAUAUACUCACUAGGCGCCUGAAGGUGGAUACGGCAUACCACUCCCACCAGAUAGAUGCUGUGCGAGGGCCAGCCAACAGCCAGAUCUAUACUAUUGCCGAUGCCUACAGACAAGCAUUGGAUGAUAUACUGGGAGAUAAGAGACCUGAAGACUCUCUCGAUGCGGUCAUAUUAUCAUCUCCCGUUACCGGAGACCGUAUAGCAGACGCCGGAGAAUUAGCGGAUCCGAUGCACUGGGUUAGAAGCCUGGUACAGCCUGUCCAGUUCCUUGAUGCCUUGAUGGACAUGCUUUUUGGGAACGGAGACCCCUCUGGGACAAGCAUCGACAUUUUAGUCAAGAUAGGCCCCCAUACUGCUCUUGGAGUCCCCAUUCACCAGACCCUCGCACAGCCCGUCUUCAAAGACCUACGAAUUCUGUAUCUUGGCUGCCUCAUACAGAACGAAAAUGCACGCGAGAGCCUAUAG
Molecule: messenger RNA, 3092 nt
Organism: Cryphonectria parasitica EP155
Lineage: Eukaryota; Fungi; Ascomycota; Sordariomycetes; Diaporthales; Cryphonectriaceae
Exons: 8
Coding region: 432-3092 (886 amino acids)
Biological process (GO): secondary metabolite biosynthetic process; fatty acid biosynthetic process
Molecular function (GO): fatty acid synthase activity
Source: RefSeq, a predicted model, not a curated record